UAGGUUCAAACUGGGACUACAGUCUAGCUUCACAAUCACAUAGACAGACAGAGUCACACAAUGCACAGCUGGCUGGAUGGCAAACAAGAAUCAUAACUUCGUGUCAAUUUCAGCCUUUUUGGUUAUUAUGCUGCAUUUUACUUCGUGAAUGUAUAUCAACCACCACCGCCAAACAAUGAGAGGCACCAUGAAGAGAAAGUUUGCAGAGGUAGAUGGCAAUCCCUGCUACUCCUCCUCCUCUCCCCCGUCCUCCAUCUCCUCCCCUGCCUCCUCCGAGUGGGAGUCUGAUGGGGAGAGCGGCCCCUCUGACAACCAGGAUUUCACAACUCACAGUCCUUCUUCACCCACUGGUUUACCCAUUCGGUCCAUCCUGAAGAGGCCCAAGCUUGCAGGUGCACAGAGCAACGUGCGCUUUGACCAAGUGAUGGUGUUCAGUUUCCCACGCUGCCAAGGCUUCGCCUCAGUGUACCCAGUGGUGAAGAUGCCAGCACCUGGGCAUGAUGGGAGACACAGCACCAUUCGAAGCAAUACACGUAACCGCAUAAAGGCAGGCGAAUGUAACAGGCAGAAAAAAAUAAACAAAGUGAGGCACACGCACCGGCAGAUCCCAGAUGAAGACGAUGACAUCCACAUCAGUGAUGCUGAGCUGGAGGAUGGAGGUUUCCUCCAGCCGUACUCCUCAAAACAGCGCCAGGCUCUCCUCCAGGCAGCGGGGGUGAAGCGCAUUGACAGGGAGGAGAAGAGGCAGCUUCAUGCCCUGCGUAUCUCCAGGGAGGCCUGUGGAUGUGACUGCCAGGGUUUUUGUGAGCCAGAGACGUGCGCAUGCAGUCUGGCAGGAAUCAAGUGCCAGGAGGACCGCGUCAACUUCCCAUGUGGCUGCACCAAGGACGGCUGUGGAAACACUCAGGGACGCAUUGAGUUCAACUCCAGACGUGUGCAGACUCAUUAUUUCCACACCGUUAUGAAACUCGAACUGGAGAGGCGACUGCAAGAUGAAACACUUUGCCAAGAGGACCAGACAGGACUUCCAGAUAACCUUCAACAGUAUGUGGACCAGGAUGAGGCCCAUCUGGUGCAGAGUGCACAGGACAAGAGCUGCCCCUUUGGGUUCACCAUGGAGGAAGAUGGUCUUCCUCUCACCAUGCCUGCCACACCUCCCUUUCAUUUCACCCCAGAGCGGUUGGUAGUGGAGGAGAACAGCUGCAGCAGCGACAUGACCGAAUCCUGUUGCUCCUCCUCUGACUCUGAUGCAGGAGGAUGCGUUAAUGGGAGUCAGAAUCUCCCUGAUGUUAAUGAAGGGUUGUCACGUGCCCUCAGCAUCUGUGACUCUGAAAAUGAUAACUACUCUACGUGCAGCCAACGGAGGCACAUAGGAGAGCCACUAAUGCAGCACAGCAGCAACUCUGCCACUUACAGCACACCUACUGACAGUAUGGGGCCACUUACAGCCAACACAUUCACAGACAAUAUGAGCAGGACCUCACUGACAGAUUACCUCGAUGAGAAUGCAAACCAAGCUAGAGAUUUCUUUGACAAUGACUCUCUUGAGGGCUUCCCCAACACUCCCUCCCCCACUGUGGACUAUUUUUCCGGCAGGUACAUGGACCUGAGUCUGUCCUCUGACUCUGACAUUGAGUUCUUCGACAGUGACUACACCUCUGGACCUCUGCACAGUUCUUUCAAAGUACAGAGACACCCAGACAGCUUUUGCCACCUCCAGCUGUUCAGCUCUGUUAAUUUGCCACAGUACGAGUCGAGCACCUACCUACUAGAGUCUCUGAUCGGCCUGACUGAGCCAGGCCCAGAGCAGGGUUAUGCAGUCAGCAACACCCAGCUUUUAUAGCAAGGCAGUCUAGUGAAAUAACAAGAAACAGUGUAAGAUAAUUAAAUGUAUAAAGCACUUCUUUUGUGUAUUUGUAAGAAUAUUUCAAUGUACAAAGAAUGAUUGAUAAAAUAUUUUUUUCUAUCUGAAUGUUUUCUAUUGCCUAAAAAUAAUUUUGCCUUUAUUUCAGAGAAACCCCACUUGAGUAAUUAUUAUAUUAUACAUUCAGCCUUAUUGUUUAUUGCAAGUUAAGUUGUUUAAAGUAAAAACCUAUUUAUUACAAAGGUUAUGAAGGUAGAGGCAAUAAACUGUUCCCAUUUUAAACAGUAUUGGCCUAGUUUUCAACAAAAAUAUGCAUAUUUUCAGGUAGCUUGCCAUGGUAUAAGUAGGAUAAUCCACAUUGGCGCAUGCAGUAAUGAAAAAAUAACACUCCUCCAUUUCAACCUAGGAGUUGUGAAUUAUUUUCUACUGCCUGACUGAUUGUGGAUUAUCCCGUAUAUGCUUAACUAUAUGUUUUGAAUAUUUCUGUAUUAGAGAAAUACAAUAAAACAUUUGCAUUAAUUUAUUCACGGAUUUCAAA
Perca fluviatilis (European perch) is the source of this 2402-nucleotide messenger RNA. Its product is annotated as cysteine/serine-rich nuclear protein 1-like. Gene Ontology annotation, molecular function: sequence-specific DNA binding; DNA-binding transcription factor activity, RNA polymerase II-specific. The coding region runs from base 149 to 1843 and encodes 564 amino acids. Lineage: Eukaryota; Metazoa; Chordata; Actinopteri; Perciformes; Percidae. Gene Ontology annotation, biological process: regulation of transcription by RNA polymerase II. The record is from RefSeq and is a predicted model, not a curated record. Gene Ontology annotation, cellular component: nucleus. The transcript has 5 exons.